UACUCGUUAGUUUAAGGCGCCCCCAAUCCUAACCUAAAGAAAAUAAAGCAGAGGCAGUAGUCAUCACCACCGGCAGAAGAAGAUAUGAUGGAUUCCGCCACCGUGUCCCACGAUGAUCAGAAGGUUAGCAGAAGAUAUAUUCCAAUAUCAUUCUACAUGGAUUCCGCCGUCAACCACCCUGGUCCGAUUCGUAAGGUCAGCAAAAAUUCUAUCCCACUAUCGUUCUACACAACCACCCACGUCUACCACCCUGCUCCUGAUCCGACCUCUGAAUCAAAGAUGGAUGUAUUUGUGGUAAAUGAAGAAAAGGAUACCAGAAAGAAGAAUCCACUAUCGUUCUACAUGGAUCCCACCGUCUCCCACCCUGGUCCGUUGCUUAUAAACUAUAUACAACCAUACAAUUCAUCUGAAUCAAAUUCAAAUUCAUCUGAAUCAAAAUCAAAGAUCAUCUUUGGUAGCUUUGGUUCCGAGUCCUCUGAAUCAAAGUCUGUGGCAAAUGUCAGCAAAAACUAUAUUCCACUACCCACCGCUAUUCCCGAUAAAUUUGCUUCCUCUAUUCUUUCGAAACUCCCCAUAAAGUCAUUGAAGCGCUUUGGAUGCGUACGUAAAUCAUGGUCUAUUUUAUUUGAAAACACUGAUUUCAUGACAAUGUACAGAAAACAUUUCAUAUCUCGUCAUGGUUCUGACGAUGAUUAUCAUACAUUUAUUCUCACAAGUGAUAAGCUUGAUCAUGGUCUUGUCCACUCUGAAUUUUAUUUGGUCGAAAAUAGACUCGAACUAAAUUUGUCAUCUCCACUUCAACAGUCUGGCGAAUAUACUUGUAUUCUCGGCUCCACAAGUGUUAACGGCUUUUUUUGUCUCGGCCAACAUUAUCUAGCUAUGAAGACGCCCCGAUAUGUAUUAUGGAAUCCCCUUACCGACGAAUUCAUGGGCAUUCCUUCUAGCCCCACUGAACUUACACCAAAACACCCUAGUUUCGACACCCUCAGUCUCGAACCUAUUUUUCACGGGUUUGGUUAUGACCAACUUAGACAUGACUUUAAGGUCGUUCAGUAUGUAUCAUUUGUUUCCGCUCGCUCUUCUCGGCUUACAACAAGUUUUUUUGAGAUAUAUAGUUUAAAAAGUAAUUCUUGGAGAAUGAUCGACAUGGACAAUGAUCUGUCUCAUUGGGGUUAUUUUUAUUCUAGGGCAUUUUCUGGUCACGAAGUUUAUCUGGAUGGAGCGUGUCAUUGGUUGGUUUCGGAAUGUAUCAACCAUCGAAGGGCUAUGACCGUCUUGUCAUUUGACUUGAGUCGUGAGGUGUUCUUUACAACACCCGUCGGGGAACAACCUUAUGCUCCAUACGCUGAUCUUCUAUGCUUGACAGUGUUAAAUGGAUCUAUUGCUUUACUAUCCAAUCAUCACGACGAUGUUGUUUUUCACAUAUCUAUUCUGGGUGAACUCGGUGUGAGUGAAUCAUGGAUCAAACUAUAUACUUAUGGCCCCUCACCUUCCAUCCAAUGGCCACCACUUGGAUUUGGGAAGAUGGGACAUCUUUUCAUUAGAAAAAAAGAUCAUGAAAUCGCCUAUGUUGAUUUGAGCACCCAAAUUAUUGAGGAGGUUGGUAUUACUGGUGGAAAGACAAAUUAUAAUAUUGGUGGUCUUUACAAGGAAAGCCUUCUUUCGUCGGAGGAUCAAUGUAACUAGGUUUUCUUCUUCUUGUAGUUUUCACUUGAAAGGUCUGGUAACAUGAUGAUGAUGAUGGAUUGUAUUUUGGUGACUGCCUUUUGAUGAAUCUUGAAUGGCAGUCUGGUUUUGUGAACGUGUAUACUGCAAUGUAUGGAUUGGGGGGGCAAUAAUUAGGCGUUGUAUGAGAUAUGAGGCCAAGGUUCAUAUCUAUGGGUGCCUAAAUGACGUUUAUGUGGACACUUCGAGCCAUAUAUCACAUGUUGAGAGAUGCAUGGAGGUUCUAUUUUCCUUAUUACCAGUAGUUAUGAAUCCCUAUGGUAGUGUAAUGUCAGGGGACACAAGCUCUGCAGAGGAAUGGCAAUGUGUUCCCUGGAACCGUUGUAGACACAGAUGUGGUACAUCCUUUUGAAUUUGAUUUUUACCUUUGAAGCCACAAUGGAAGCCUAGGUACAAGCAAACCAACACAUUACCAUGUGUUGUGGGAUGAGAACAAGUUUAGUUCUGAUGAUUUGCAGAAACUGAUCUAUAAUCUAUGCUUUACCUUUGCAAGGUGCACAAAACCUGUAUCUUUAGUCCCUCCAGUAUACUAUGCCAACCUUGCUGCAUGUAGAGGAAGACUAUACUAUGAAGCAAGGAAGUCAGCAAAGAGAAAUGAUGAGCUGUUUUCCGAAUUGCAUCCUAAUACGGAAAACAUGAUGUUCUUUGUCUGAAAACCUUUUCUUUUUUUUCUUUUUUUUUGUGGUUCAAGUGAUUAAGUAGUUUGUGAGUAAAUCUUAUGGAUUGUGUCUAGUACUUUGUUUCUACUAUUUAGUCUUCAUGGUGUUAUCAGACAGAUUUUUCUCAUAUAGAACCUAUUAGUUAAUUCUAUUGAAGAUGCUAUAAAUGUUGUACACUUUUUGAGUAUAAGUACUCCUGCUCAUUAGAAAAAGGAAACUGCAUACACAUACACAUGUACCUUCAUGCCUAUGCAAAUAUU
Molecule: messenger RNA, 2644 nt
Organism: Vicia villosa (hairy vetch)
Lineage: Eukaryota; Viridiplantae; Streptophyta; Magnoliopsida; Fabales; Fabaceae
Product: F-box/kelch-repeat protein At3g06240-like
Exons: 2
Coding region: 85-1686 (533 amino acids)
Molecular function (GO): protein binding
Source: RefSeq, a predicted model, not a curated record